AUGGACAUGUUCGGCUCCGAGAUGGACGAGCGGUUCAAGCAGUCGAUGCAGCACAACUCCUACGCCUCCUACUACAUGGACGACCUGGUGGAGAGCAAGCAGUCCAAGUUCGCAGCCAAGAAGCACUACCUGGAGGAGUCAGACGUGAAUAGCCAAACUCCAACAAAUCCUCGAUGUACUCCUUAUCCUACCCAGGACGCCGCCUUCAGCUCGGUCAUCUGCUGGUCUGACAAAAAUACAGUCAUUGAGAUCCUGGACCCCCUGGCAAUGGAACAAUCAAUUUUGCCCGUCCAUUUCAGACAGACCAAGUACGAGAGCUUCGUGCGCCAACUCAACCUCUACGGCUUCAGGAAACUGAAAUCCCAUUCAAGCAGCAAAUUCACGCACCCCAUGCUCAAGCAGGGAUCCAAGUAA
Molecule: messenger RNA, 414 nt
Organism: Nymphaea colorata (pocket water lily)
Lineage: Eukaryota; Viridiplantae; Streptophyta; Magnoliopsida; Nymphaeales; Nymphaeaceae
Exons: 2
Coding region: 1-414 (137 amino acids)
Biological process (GO): regulation of DNA-templated transcription
Molecular function (GO): DNA-binding transcription factor activity; sequence-specific DNA binding
Source: RefSeq, a predicted model, not a curated record